Molecule: messenger RNA, 759 nt
Organism: Strongyloides ratti
Lineage: Eukaryota; Metazoa; Nematoda; Chromadorea; Rhabditida; Strongyloididae
Product: Glutathione S-transferase, C-terminal-like domain and Thioredoxin-like fold domain-containing protein
Exons: 3
Coding region: 1-759 (252 amino acids)
Biological process (GO): chloride transport
Cellular component (GO): cytoplasm; apical plasma membrane
Molecular function (GO): chloride channel activity
Source: RefSeq, a predicted model, not a curated record
AUGUCAAGAUACACGUUAUGGAUAUACUCUGGAACUCAUGGUAACUUAGUUAAUGGUGAUCCAUUUACUCAAGAAUUAUUUAUGGUUUUAAAACUAUUAAAUAAAGAGGGAUUACUAGAUUUUGAUGUAAGAACAUUAAUUCCUGGAAAAAAUAAUGAUAUUCUUAAAAAUGAAGGUUUACUAACUCUUCCAGGAAUAACAUCUUAUGAUGGUUCAAUUGCUAUUUCUCAAUCUGAUGAAGUAAUCUAUUAUUUACAAAAUAAAUAUAUUAAUUCAGUAAUUCUUAAAGAUGAUGAAGAAUCAAAAAAUGUUACAGCAGACUUUUUUCGUCAUUUUUGUCAUUAUUUAAAAAAUGCCACAAAAGAAAGUAAAAAUUUGACAUAUGAAUUAAGAAGAUUAAAUAAUUUUUUAAAAAAAAGAGAAUAUAUUUUUUUAAUUGCUAACUAUCCAACAUAUUUAGAUUGUUUAGUUUUAGCUAAAUUACAUACACUUAGAAUUGCUGGAAAAUUUUUAAAAGAUUAUAAAAUUCCAAAAUAUUUAGAAAGAUUAUGGGAAUAUCUUUAUAAUGGUUAUAAAUUAGAUGCAUUUAAAAAAAGUUGUCCCAGUGAUCAGAAUAUUAUUCUUUUUUGGAGUGAAAAAGAAGGAGUACCAAAAUUGACUGAUGCAUAUAAAGUUAAAUUAUGUAAUAUGAUUCCAAUAUAUUCACUUACAGAAGAUGAAUUUGAUUUUGGUAUUAAAAAUCCUUUUAAGAAUAUAUAA